Molecule: messenger RNA, 1786 nt
Organism: Thunnus maccoyii (southern bluefin tuna)
Lineage: Eukaryota; Metazoa; Chordata; Actinopteri; Scombriformes; Scombridae
Exons: 6
Coding region: 562-1419 (285 amino acids)
Source: RefSeq, a predicted model, not a curated record
AGUCCUAUUUAACAACCGCUACAGCUAACUUUUAGGCUAAUUACAUUUUAACGAGUUAUUUGGAUUUUCACAUGCCUUUCAACUGGUGACAGAGACUAUUUAUUUGUUACUGGACCUUCAAUAACAAUAUUAACCACGUUUAUUGACUCUACUCUAAUUCAUCCGAAGCUAACAUGUACAUCAAAUGAACUAAAAUUGCCACAAUGUUGCUGUGUAGCUAAUGAAAUGGGGUGUAUGCACUGCGCCUUUACAAAACGUUAUUGAAUCUGUGUUGAAGGAAUUCAUUUAAAAGUAUUUUAUUUUCUAUAAUUAAAUUUUAAAAAACAAUACUGUAAAUUGCCGAUUAAACCAGUUUAAUGUUAGUGCUGACGUAAGGCGCUGGUUGCUAUGGAGCGUCUAUAUUCGAGACACUCGUUCCAAGGUCAACAUUUCACUUUCAGACACUGAAGGAGAAACUUCACUCGACGAUUUCUGAAAAACUGUACAAGUGACCAGCGAAAUACGGACCCACACUGACCUCAACUCACCUCUCUUACUGUUUCAUCAUGGAAAAUAUGUGUGAUGUGCCAACUCACCUCCAUGAUCACAUCUACUGGAGGAGAGAGCCCAGCAGGAGCCAGAGAAGCACCAACACCAACAAGGUCUUCAUACACCGCCUGGACGAUGAUCCGCCAACUAUGCAUUUGGUUCCGCCUCGGUCCGUGCUUUAAGUCAUCAGCUGGUGUGAACAGGAAGAGACGGAGGGAGCAGGAGAGCACCUCCAGAGCCCUGGAGGAGCCUCCGGAGAGAAGACUCUGUGAAAAUGCUGCUGUCCUGUCGGAGAGGAGCUCCAGCCCCCAGCCCUCCUCCUCUGCCCCACAGGCCAGCCUGGAGGGCGUCCAGCUGGAGGUUCAGGGAAGGACGGCAGGAGGAAGGCAGCAGGAGAUCCAGCCCAGAAUCCUCCAGGAGUCUGUAGAUGACAUUCAGCAUGAUGAUGUCACAGUCCCGCCCCUCUGGCCUGGCCCUUACGGACCCCAGCCCAGUGGACUCCCACCCUCUGCUUUUAAUGCAGUGGCAGAGAUGGUCAUGGCAUGGAUGACCCACUCUCCAUACGACCCAGAGAUGCGUGGCAGGAGAGCGGCUCCAGGCCAAAACUGUAGAGUGACAUGUCUGAACAGAGACAGGAGAGGCUGCUGGAAUGUGGCUGCUGUCACGGAUGGUCCGCAGAUGUGCUGCUGCAGGUCCCAGGACGAGAUCAGGGAGGAGGACAGAGACACUUUGUUGAAAAACAUGAUUUUUACAGGCAAAGCACACCUAGUUUGUUGUGAAGAUUUGAAGAUAUAUAGAAUAUUGAAGAUAUUCUUUGCCCCGUUCUCAUUUAACUUAAAUCAGUUUAGUGCUACUUACUCUGAUGUGUGCUAUACUGAAUUUUGGUCCUAAGAAUGUGGGUAAAUCCUCUUUAUGGGCAGACUUAUGGGUCUAUGAACUUCCCGUAUGGUACAACCUGAUCUAAUUGUUAGCUACAUGAGUAGUGAUUCUGAGAUAACAGUGCACCUUUAUCAGGUGUGGCACACACUGUCCAAACAUGCCUUAACUAUUACGUCUGUAUUUUUCUCUGCCCUCUAACGAUAACCUGAUCUUGACUGGAGGAAACAAACCCCGGAUUAUGAAUAAAGAGUCAAUGUGUUACAGCUUUACAUUAAUAUCAUACAGCUGAGAUGAAGUUAUUUCCUAACAGUUUGGAAGGGUUUUAGUAGAUAGAAGACACUGACCAAGCUGAUUAGAUGUGAUAAACACAAUGCUGAGG